UUUGUUCACUCAGUAACCUGCAUCGUUAUAUUACAUAAUAGAAUUAUAAAAAUAGAUUAGAUGUAAAAUACUAAAGGUACCGUUCGAAAAUUUGUCAGAUGUGUAGAUGAGAAUCAUUAAAAAUGAGCACGGCUAAUAAUGCUCCAGGUUCUUUAUCAUCAAAUACGAACCGAGAUUCAAAACGGUUCUCCAGUUUAGGUGAUUCUCGUCUAAAUGACUUUUUACCAUCAUUGCACCUUGAAAGUAUCGCGAAUACGGUAACUGGUACAAUGUCAACUACCGUGUCAACCACAGCAUCUAUGCUUUUCUCCCCUUUAACAACUCGUGCUGUAAAGGGAGAUACUGCUUAUAUUCUAUCUGAACUUGCUCCUCAGUUAAUGGAUCAACGUCGCAUACAGCAACUUGUAAAUAAUAAUGGAAACACUCGUCAUACAAAAGAAGGUUCAAACAAACUUAUUUCUUUAGAAGACAUUUCAACAAGUACAACUACUCCAAAGCCCGAUGAUAUUUUAUUUAAUUCAGAGAUACCAGAAUCUAAAGCUCCCUUAUCGUUGUUUCAGGGAUAUAAAGCAACUUUUCAAGAGGUUGAGUCUCCAAAUAAUUCUAAAAAAAAAUCAAAGUUUCAUAAACGAAAAGUAAGAGGUCUUUUAGCUGAAGCUUUUGGUUCACAAGAUGCAAUGUCUGAUAUAGCAUCGAUAGAUGGUGAUUAUAAACCACUUAAUCAACUUAUUGCGGAUCGUGAUAGAGUUGUAAGAGAGAAUAACAAAAUACAAAUGCAAGAGUCGCGAACAAAGGCCGAAAUUAAAAAAAUCGAAGGUGAAAUCGCAGAAUUGACGGCUAGAAAACUAAACCUGGAAACGAAUUUAGCAAAAUAUAACGAAAGACAGAUCGAACUAUCCAGUCAACUGGGAGACUUAGAUGAAAAGAUUGCCAAUUUUAACCCCGAAAAUAAUAAUAGUGAAAGACGAAUGCGCACAAAAGGAAAAGGUGCCGCAAAACAUAAUUAUGAACAUGGAACAUGUAUUAAGGUUUUAGAAGGUCAUGAUGAUAUUAUCACGUGCCUUGAUUUCGAUAAAUCUUGUGGAACACUUAUCACGGCUUCUUUAGAUAAUACACUAAGAGCCUGGGAUUUGAAUAAUUAUCGCUGUUUGGGUAUUUUAGAUGGACAUAAAGAUGUAGUUAAUUGUUUGCAAGUAAAUGGAUCCCGUUUAGUGACAGGUUCACGAGAUAAAACAAUUCGUCAAUGGGAUUUAUCUAAGCUAAUAUCUCACCCCGAAUCCGUGACAAAUUUAUCAGAAUUAAGCUUCGCUUCAGCUUCGGUACAUGAAGCAAAUGGAUUAUCAAAUAUUGGUGAUAAUUGUUGGAUAGCUUCAUUGGAAGGACACAGUAAAUCAAUUACUUGUUUAUAUUUUGAAAAUAACAGUCUUGUAUCUGGAUCUUCAGAUAAGACUAUGAAGCAUUGGGAUAUGGAAACAGGACAAUGUAUUUUGACUAUGGACAUUUUGUGGGCCAUGUCCAGCUCUAAAGUUGAACGUAGACAAGCAGGAUUCUUAUUUGAUAGUUAUAUAUUUGACGGGGGCGAAUUUAUUGGAGCUUUGCAGUUCCGAGAUGUUGGUUUAGCAAGUGGAACUGAAGAUGGCGCAAUACGAAUGUGGGAUUUAAGGACAGGUCAAGCACAUAGAACUCUAUUAAGCCAUACAGGACCCAUAACUAGUCUUCAGUUUGAUGACCGUCAUGUUGUAAGCGGAAGUGUUGAUAGAAGCAUAAGGAUAUGGGACCUAAGAACAGGAUCCAUAAUUGAUACUUUCUCUUAUGAUAAUAGCGUCACAAGUUUACAAUUUGAUACUAACAAAAUAAUUAGUUGUGCUGGUAGCAAUGAUAUAAAGAUUUAUAAUCGAACUAAUUUUCAACAUUCGAGUUUUGAAGGACAUUCACAGCAGGUACAGUGUGUAAAGUUUAAAGAUUCUAUUUUAUCAUCUGGGGGAAGAGAUAAAGUGGUGAAAUUAUGGGCUUUAUAAUUUUUAAUAAUUACAUCAUAUUGAACUAAACGAUCAUUUGUAAUGAUUUAAUUAACAACAUAAAAUUAUUACAUAAGAAAAGACUUUUAUCGCGAUUUAUUUAAAAAAAAAGAGACAUAUUCAAAGAUGAUUCAGAGGGAUUAAAGAAAGUAUGCAUUAAAUCUCAUAUCAGUAUUAUAUCAUAUACUGAUAUGAAAUUAACUUAAAACUAUACAAUUAGAUGUUAUUCAUCAGGAUGAAUUGUUAAAUAAAGAAAUCUAUUAAAGUUUCAACCCUAAA
This is a messenger RNA of Rhizophagus irregularis DAOM 181602=DAOM 197198, 2297 nucleotides long. RefSeq lists its product as uncharacterized. The record is from RefSeq and is a predicted model, not a curated record. Lineage: Eukaryota; Fungi; Glomeromycota; Glomeromycetes; Glomerales; Glomeraceae. Gene Ontology annotation, molecular function: protein binding.